UGUCUCAGCGUCAGGGAGGUUCCAUGUCCAUCCGCUGGCCGGGCUGCUCCCUAGGAAGCCAUGCUUGGAUACUGAUAGCCAUGUUUCAGCUCGCCAUGGAUCUGCCCACGUGCGAGGCCCUGGGCCCAGGCCCCGAGUUCCGGCUGCUGCCGCGGCCUCCGCACCGGCCCCUGCGCUUGUGGAGUUUUAAGAGCGGACAGCCGGCCAGGAUCCCGGCCCCCGUGUGGAGCCCCCGCCCGGCCCGCGUGGAGCGCAGCCACGGGCAGCUGCAGAGCCCCCGCGCCAAACGGGCGCACAGACCUAGGGACCCGGCGGCCGCCCUGGUGCCCAGAGGGGGGCUCGCCAAGCCCCCCGCCGCCGCCAGAUCCAGCCCUUCCCUGAGCGCCCCCCGCUCCUCGCCGUCCCCCGUGGUGGGGGCCCCCGCGGACCAGCAGGCCCUCCUGCGCCGGGGAAAGAGGCACCUGCGCGCCGCCGGCUUCAGCAGUUUUGACUUCAGAGGCAGCAGGUCCACGACGGAGACGGAGUUCAUUGCGUGGGGGCCCACGGGGGAGGAGGAGGCCCCGGAGUCCAACACGCUUCCCGGCGUGUACGGGCCCACCACGGUCUCCAUCUUCCAAACGCGGAAGACGACUGUGGCCACCGCCGCCACGGCCGCCACGGCCACCACGGCCACCUCCAUGACGCUGCAGACUAAGGGGGUCACCGCGCCCCUGGACCCCAGGCAUAGGAUCCCAGCUGGGGUUAGCACAACGGAGCCUUCCACCAGUUCCAGCAGAGACAGCGGCAAAGACACCAAGCCCCCGCGGAUUCUGGGGGAGACCUCAGGUUUGGCUGUCCAUCAGAUUAUCACCAUCACCGUCUCCCUCAUCAUGGUCAUAGCUGCUCUGAUUACAACUCUUGUCUUAAAAAACUGCUGUGCCCAAAGCGGGAACGCUCGAAGGAACAGCCACCAGCGGAAGAUCACGCAGCAGGAAGAGAGCUGUCAGAACCUGACGGACUUCACCCCAGCCCGGGUGCCCAGCAGCCUGGACAUCUUCACGGCUUAUAACGAGACCCUCCAGUGCUCGCAUGAGUGUGUGCGGGCGUCCGUGCCCGUGUACACGGACGAGACACUGCACUCGACGGGGGAGUUCAAGUCCACGUUUAACGGGAACCGACCCUCCUCUUCUGAUCGGCAUCUUAUUCCUGUGGCCUUCGUGUCUGAGAAAUGGUUUGAGAUCUCCUGCUGACUGGCCGAACUCUUUUUUACCUCCUGGGGGCAGGGCAGACGCCAUGUGUCUGUUUCAUGGAUUCCGUGGUGAACCUGUAAAAAAAUAAAAUAAAAUAAAAUAAAAACCCCACAGAACCUAAAACUCAACUAUCUAAGGGGGAGGGUCCCCGCACCUACCACGUGUGUCUGCCGGUGGGGAACUCAGAGCAGGACGCUGUAGGCCAAAUAUAUUUUUAUAAAAAUGCUCACGCCUAUGGGGGACUGCCUUCUCCCAAUUUUCUUUGGAGAACCGGAAGAAGAAACGCCAGGAUGGAACUGGACACGGAGAGGCGAGGACACCAAGCGAGGAGGACAGGACGCGCCGGAAGCCUGGGAUUUGUCCCUUGAUUCUGAGCCUGUGCCAAUUAUACCAUUAUGUGCCAUGUACGGACCCACAGACUUGGUGACACAGCCAAAGCCAAGCGAGCCACGCGUAGAAAUCUCACAGAACACAGGGGCGGGGAGCUCUUCCGACAGAGUCGCUAUUUCUGGUUAAUAUAUAUGUGUAUAUAAAUAUAUAAAUACACACAGACACACACACACACACACGCACACACUUUUUUGUACUGUAGCAAUUUUUGAAGACCUUCAAUGUUCCUUUUUUUUAAAAAAAAAAGAAUUGUUCUCCGUUACAAAAUCUGAUUUAUUUCCCAGGCUUAGUACGAACAGGACAAACCAGUGUUUUCUACUUUGCAGACACACACACACCACUCACACACACACUCGCACACAAACACAUACGCGCAUAUAUAUGCAUAUAUCGGAAGUGCAGUUCCACGAGUGAGCAGACUCCUUCUGGUGACCUGGUAUCCCGUCGCCGUCCGUCCAUGCCCAGGACAGCCUCGACCCACGCCCAAAGACCCUCAAAUGACACGCCCUGCAUUUGCUAGAUAUGUGGUGAGUGGCACCAACUGUGCAAUUUCUUACCUUGAGCCGUAAUGCUGAUCGCCAUGGUUUUAUAUACAUGCAUAUACACACACACACAUAAAUACUAUCUUUUUUAUGUCAUUGUUUGAAGACGCUACCUGACAGCCAUGUGCACAUUUAUGUAGCCAGCGGCUUACCAAUGGGCCUGAGUGUCAGAUUGGGCAGGGGGAUGGGGUCCUGGCCAUCUUUGUGUUCAUACAAGCAGAGUCCGAAUUAAAGAAAUUUCCCAGUUCCAAAAAUUAAAGGAAUACAUCCUGAUAAUGUGUGUGCGUAUGUCAGAGCAGAGCUCAGAAACUGACGAGGCCCCCAGCUCGGUUGGAAAGGCUGCCCCCACGCGAGCCAUGCCCUAGCGUGUCCUGACUUCCCACGCAUUGGCGGAUGGAGGUGGCCUGCUCUUUCUCAAGCCCAAGGGUGACUUUGGAUCUUAGGGGAGACAGUAGCAAAGAUUCUGUGUCUUGUGGGUUCCCGUUGGCCAACGUCUGUGUUUUGCCAUCAACAACCCCGGUAUGGAGGUUUCCAAUGGAAAUAGGACUGGAGCCUCGUUACAGAGAUUCCCGACUGCACACAAUCCACUAAAAGCACUGCCAACGCCCUCACGACCCCCACCUUAUAAAGGUGCCCUGGUGCCCGUCUUACUGCUAGUAGGGGAAGCUGUAGGGGAUGGGUGGGGCCGUCUGGGGGCCUCCCUCAUCCCCAUCAGACAGAACAUUUCUUCCUGUGGGGACCCCAGAUCUGGUGCGCACGGCUUGUCGCCUGUAAACGGCCCACAUGGAACUUUGAUUUCACCAGGCUGGCACUGGAACCCACUGAGUGAAAGGCCCACAGACCAGGUUAAAAGGUUAAAGGUCAGGCAGCAGCUAACCUCUUGCCUACUUGUUGGCUGGGCAGGUGACCUGAUUCUUCCAGGGGGCUCACUCUCCCAUGUGCUUGCAAAGUUCGCUUUUGCACCUCUUGAAACCAGGGAGAGGAAAGCAAUGACAGUGGAGGGGAAAACACGUUUUUGUCACGCUGUAGCAGUAAGCGCCGUGUUGGUGAUAUUACUCCGGAACCUGGAAAGUUGUGGUUUUGGUUUUGGUUUUGUCAUUUCCCCCCGAAGUUUCAGCACAUACAAGGCAAGGCAAACAUCCGCGACAGCCAUGUGAUUGUCUCCAGGUUCCUGGGACCCACCUGUCUGGCGCUUGAUCACGCACCUGUCAGUCUGUCUGUCAUCCAGUGCUUCACCUCUCUGUCCUGAAGUCACUCUCCCACUGGAGGUCAGCACCGGGGCUUCCUGACUCAGGUGAGCCCAGCUCGGUGUGAGCGCAAGGCCAGGGCUGUCAGCCUCCCUCAGGGCCCUGGAAGCUUCUGCUCUGCUCUUUGACACUAGGUGACUGCUGAGCCCACCUGGAAAGGAGGUGGUGGCAGGGCGCCAUGUGUUCACCGACAGCAGGAAGCCAGGGUUCCUGUGGGGCCACAGUUUACCUCCAGCUGCAGCUCAGCCCCUGCCCCAGACCACGGGCUGCCCUCUGGGUGCCUGAACUGUUUCUGGGGUGCGCAGGACCCUGAGCCUUCGAAGGGAGUUUAAAAUAACACCCCUCCCCCACCCCAGCCCCUUGACCUCAGGCUCAGGGUAGAGCCUGGAGUCUCCCCAGGAAGUCUAGUUCUGCACGCAUGUCUGUCUGUCAAAACGAAUCCACUUACAGGAACACCCCGCUUGGUGGUGACUGAGGAAGGCUGUGUAGAGACGGCUUAUCUUGUUUUUUAAAUGGCUACCUGGAAAAGCCUGGAAACAUCAUUUCUAUACAACGAGAGGCUAAAGGAAAAGCGAGCGGGCUUAUGAAACACGGCCCCGCCCACAGUGCAGCCUGUAAAACCACAGCACAGGACUUGUUGGAAUCAGCCCCACAGACACAGGCCCAAACGUGCCGCCGGUGUCUGGUGAGUUGGGCCGGGCCCGCCUUCCCGGGCUGGGCAGUAAUUCUGGGUUGGUCAGUGUUCUGUCUUCUGGAUUUGAAAGUCCGUUAGCAAACCCCCACCCGGUGUUUCCUCGCAGAGUCAUAUUUCAGCCCCCAGGAUCCAGUCCUUACAUUUGCGUUAGCUUUUUUUUCCCCUCAAGGAAUAUUCUCAGAGGAAGGGUGAUAUGGUUUGGUCACGUCCCCCAAUUUUUGUCCGCCUCCAUCUCAUCCAUUCAGUUGCUCUCUGACAUCCUACGAUCACGGGCCCCUGGGCCGCGUGCCGACCACUGUCCGUUGCCUACCUUCCCAGACUUCCAAAGCUUUCGGAACAACAGGACAGGGCUGUUGGAACCUCUGCUGUACGGUCAAGUCUAUUUCUAGCCUGAAUCGCUUCUAAUCUUCAUGCGCUGAAUGCCAUUUUUAUCUAGUUGCGAUAAUGGGCGUGAUUACUUUUGUUUACAAAUUCUGAGCGCUAAGGGGUAGAUCUUCAGGCAUGGCCAGGAAAGCUUCCUGGCCAUCUCCCACUGGACCCCGAUUCCAGCAGUGUCCGAACAGGGCCAGGCUGUGUGUGCAGAGGCCUUCUUCCAGCCCUGGCCUGCUCACACAGUGCGGAGGCAUAGGGACCCCUGGGAUACGUCGAGGGUUGUUCCUGUUCAGAGUUAGCGUCCUUGUGCAGAAAGGAGAGGCCACUUAGGAAGCUGUACUUUCUCCCCCGUGUUUCUGGUCCUUCCUAACCCUGAGUUCCGGUGGACUUCUCAGGUUGCAUUCAACUUCCUCAUGUUCAUCUCAGUCCUUCACGGAGCAUUUUCAACUUAGAAACCUGGACUCGUUAGCAAACCCCACCAACUCUCCAAAUUUGAGCACCAGGAAUUCAGUAACUGCUCCAGCGAUCUUGCAACCUUUGGUCACUCGCUUCUCACGAGCAUAUUGCCCCUUCUCAGCCACAUUUCGUCAUCGGGCAGAACCUUCCUCAGCCUCUGGUCUUCAGGAAUGUUGUGCAUUCAAGUCCACCCCUUCUGGUUGUAUUAUGAAAGGAACACAUCAAAGAUUUGAACUUUUUGCUUUGUACGGCCUCUAUUGGACGCUAUUGCCCAAAGAGAUAGUCCAUCUCUUUUGUUUAUUCGCCCGUGUGGUCCAGUAUCACCUGUCGCUCAAGAAGCUGGGCUGACCCCAGUUUCUUGGGAGAUAAGACAAGGAACCAGGACUGAGGUGCAGGGCUGGGACCUGCAGCCCUGUCACGGCCAGACUGGAUCUUCCUGUGGCUUUUAUUCCAGAAUGGCAUUGGCACAUACCUUCCCUCUGUCCGUGUUUUGACACCAUUGCCUUCUUUCCUGCGAGACAUCUCAGCAUAAGUGAAUCUUGGCACUUCGCUGGGCUAGUUUUCCCUUCUCCAGUCAUCCCCCAAGUCACGACGGGAAAAGCUACUGAGGCUCCUGAGUUCUGUGGAGGUUUGGGGGCAAUUCUAGUUUCACCAUGUGGGUUCUUUAAGAGGACGCCACUCAGAUGUGCUGUUCGUUGGUCAUUUAUCCAUUCACAUAUUCAACGAAGAGCUGAACUUCUCCAUGUUGGAGACACGAUGAGGGAUAAGACACAGACCUGCCCUUUUGGGUUUUACUUCCUAUUCUGGGAGGAGGCAGAUAAUUAACAUAGAAGCAAACAAAACAAUGCCCGGAAAGAGGGAUACGUUAAAGGAAGGCAACAGAACAAGGUGAUAGAAGAGAGAGAAGUGGCAGCUUUCUGUGUCUCUCCAGCUUGUCCUCCUCUCCGAGUGGGAAAUCACUUGUUUACCAAGGGUUGGUCUGGGGUUGAAAGGAGCAAAAAAGCCUUACUCCCACCUCCUGGGUAAAAAUGCAGUGCAAUGCCAAAGAUAAGAUGUCCCAUCAUUACAAACUGUCCCACCUGGUUUUCCACCAAUCAUACUUCAUGGGACGGAGAAGUGGGACCAAGAUGAGGGAUAGAACCCUGUUGAUGGGUUACCCUCUCCUUUGAGCACUCUCUCUCCCCCCGGACCCCUCCCCAUGCGCACAUCUACGUUGUCAAGUCACCAUUAGGUCAACCAGUUCUCAAAGAGGACAAAGGAAUUCAAGGGCAGAGAUGCAACCCACAGGCACGGGGGGGCCCCAGGAGAGUCAUCCCUCUGCGUAAGGAAGGCAUCUGCCUUCUCAGAAGUUUCUCUCAACACUGAUCAUGCUUAGCAACGUACUUCUUAAACAACAUCUGCCUUUAAGUAAGCAGUUAUUCCAAAACAUGCUGUGAUUCAUGUAAUUUUGGAGUGGUUACUUUGGUGCAGUUUGUCAACUUGGUAUGCCAUAUUGUUUUUUGAUCGUUUGUUUGUUUUCCCAUGUAAAUAGCACAGCCCACAUAAAUGAGCCAACCUCACCAUCUGAGGAUUUUUGAUGAUUCUUUCCGGCUUAUUUUCCAUUUAUGUGCUUCCUGCUAUGAAGACAAGCUUCUCUUUCCCUCACUCUGAGCCAAGAUGUGCGUGUUAGUGAUACUCGGUGUUAUUCGUGGGGUUUCCAGCAAGGGCUUAAAUGAUUGACAUUGUGAGAUACGCUACCAGCCCUUUCAUGCAGAGUGGAGCAUGGGUGUGCAGUUUUGCAUUUCUAGGUUUAGAGUUUGCAUUUGAAGGUAACGAUUGGGUAAAUAGAGGUAUAGGCAGAGAACCACCCCAACCAUCAAGCAGAAAGAUUGAGCUUCUUUUGACCUGAAAUGAUUCUAGAAAGGUCUCAGCCAGGAAGCAGGCCCUCACCAGUCUCCAGAGUUCAAAUCGGUCACCAUGUAGGCAGACAAUCCCUGGGUGGGGAAUUCAAUCAUGUGCACAAUCGUCUUUUAUGCCAAAGGGCCAGUGGCAGCCUGUGUACCUUAGCAGGGGAGCAGUAGCGCCAGAACUGGGACAGCCAUCCCGAAUCGCUCACACGUACCCCCCUCCAUUUUACUUCACUUUGGUUUGGGGGGGGUUAACCACGUAGGCUGUGGCUGAUGAGAAAGCCGUGCACACAAUGGCACCGAGAACGUAGAAUGACACAGGAGCAGGAGGUGAGGUGCUUGUCAUGGGCUCUUUAAGGCAGCACGUGGAUAGCAGGGGGCUGGGGUGAGGGGCUGCUCUCAUGGAUUCCCAGACACCACACCAGCCAUAGGUCCACACUCUACACUUGGAAAUACACCGCCCACGCCCAAUUAUAGAAGCACGUGAAGAGAAUGGUCAACUGGGUUAUCACAAGUGUCAGUGUUGGGGCUGAAACACUAAAACACAUCCUUCCGGUAGGUCCACUGCAUGUCCCACUUGACGGGGUCCCUGCAGAAUGCUCCAGGAGCGACUGUGCAUGGACUCAAGAGAGGAGCUUUGAAUGAACCCACAAAUCGCAGCCAGAUGUGGACCAGCCUCAGGUUAAAGGCGUGGCAUAAGUGGGGCCAACCUUGCCCACCGGGGACUCGGGUUCAUAAGCACUUGGGAUGGGGGCAGUUUGAACAGCCAGCAAGUAGUGGGGGGAGCGUCAGUGAACGUACAAAUGGCCCUGUUAUCUCUUCCGUGUGGGUUGGAGUCAGAACAUACAUGUACCAUGUAGAGUAUCAAUUAAAUACACCCUCUGGGGGCUGACUUAACUCUUACCAAUACCUUAAAUCUCACAGUAAAGCUUCUGCUGAGUCAUGUUUGGCAGGAAUGGAUGCAGAGAGGAUCCAAUCAUAGGAAACUCUUUUUUUGAAAAUCAGUUUUGUCCCAGGUGGACUCUCCCUUAAAAUAGAAUCCUCUAGAGACCUGGAUUUUCAUGUGUAAAUUCCCACCUCAAUAUUUGCAACUCCAAACAGCUCCCUAGGAACUUCAUUCUUCUUUGGACACAAACUCAGCUGACCACGCUGGUUAGCUUUGUCGGAUUUCUGAAAUUCUGCAAUAAAAUUCUUUAGUGUUGAUGUUUCUAGCUUUUGGUUUGGCAGACCAUCAGUUAGUGCUGGUCUUAGUGAAUUUGGCAAGCAAUUGCUUGCAGAAAUCGGGGAGAACUAUGCCCAUGGGACAAGCGAGAAUGCUGUGCAGUCCUAAGUUUGACUUAUUGGCACCAUCUUGCACCACUAAGACGUGUAGCCACUAAAAGUCUAAGAUGGGGACCCUUUGAAGACCCCCAAUGUAAUUGUUUCAAGUCAUUACCCAGAAAACUGCAAAAGGCAAACACCAUUGUACCCACCUCCUGGGCCACUGUCCCAUUUCCCAAGAGAACCAUCCCAUCUUUCUCCACUAUUCAAUCAUCCCAAGCCAGUAGGGACAAUUUCAAAGUCAUCGUGAUACCCCAAACCUAAAUCCCAACCAUCAGGGGACUGACUGGAAUAGAAGCGAGGGGUUUUUGCCAAAGCCUGAAGCUGCUGAGAUCCAUAUGGAGGUAGCAGCAAACUCAUAGAAUUGUUCUUGACAAGGCUUUGUGUAAUAGCCUCUGCCACCAGGAGGGACCCUCUCCCUCUGCCUCCAAAGUCUGGUUUGGUUUGGGACCACACUGUAUUAUCUCGCUCUGAUGCAUAUGAAUUUCUAAUAUCAAGUAAUGUGACUGCCAACAACUUAAGGUCAAGAAAGCAACAUGAGUGUUUCUUCUGGAUGAGUUUAAAAGCAAACAUGAACUCACAUGAAAAUUACAAAGAGGGGAGAUCUCUAAGGUGCUCUUAGGUAUUGUGCCGCUUCCACAUAUAAGCACAACUGCUCUCCCAGGAAAGGGCCUUGACGACAGGGAUGGGCAGCUGGUUUUGGAAUGUCAGCAGACAUCACAGAUCCCAUGUUUGGCCACACGGUCCUUGAACAGAACUGCCGUGACCUACAGACAGAUGUUGUUUUAUGUUUUUGUUUGUUUUCCAUUGGUAUUUGAAUUGCUUCCUCGGAAGCCAGAAGGGUGAAAGGAGCUUAGCAGAGUUGGUUCUCAGUCAACUGACCCUAAAUUUCAUCCUUUAAAAUGAAUCCCCAGUUAAGGUGACAGAAUGUCCUGAGGUUCUGCCAGCAUUUCCGAGACCUUCACGGGUCGUGCGGCUCGGUAGGAGGACAGAACACUGUCCACAGCAUUCUCUGAUCCCGAGACACUCACCAGUUGUGGUAAGAGGGAGAUGUGGGAACUUGUGCAGUUUUGGAAUGAAACACUGACGUUUUGGGGAAAUUUGGAACCAGUUGGGGCUCCAGUUAAUUGUUUUGUAAAAACUAGAAAGUUUUGUUUUGUUACUUGUUCUUCUGGCAACUCCAUUUGGAUCAUUUCAUCUUCUUACCUUCCCCGGAGAAACACAGUGGCAGAUGCCAGAACCCAGACAGAACACAGUUACCUUCCAGUUAAAAUUAUUUAAAUGUAAAGCAGAACGACCACAACAAAGCCUGAUGUGAACUUGAGUGACCUUGCUGAUUAGGUUUCCUUAACUUUCGAUUGACGUGUGGAUGGACCAGAGAUUAAUGGGGCUGAACAACAGUUUCUGUGUCUCCACACGUGCUGUUGAGCAAGCGUCUCCUUGAACUUGAGUUAGACCCAGUAGAUGUUAAGCCGGACACUGGAGGAAGUGUAAGGCCAUGCCUUGGUUACGUUUUUAAAGUCUUGUACAUUUUUUUUUCAAAGGGAAUAAAUGUUUACUCAUGAUAUUUAGAAAAUACCAAUAACCAACCAGAAGAGAAGCAUCUGAAACCCUCCAACUAUUGUUUAAUUCAGGGGAAAGGGGUUAUAAAAUGCUGAACUUGUGAGGACAGGUUGCAGAGGUCGCCCCACGGUCAGCACCAUUGCCCACUCUGGCUCCAAUGUGUGUUUUAUAAAAAGGAAGUCCAAUUAGCUUUUGAAGGCGUCUUUGCCAGGUUUUCUUAUUGACUGAACUCAUCAUUAGAGUGUCUCUGGGCUGAAGUGGAAAGGGCAGUCUACCAUUUGGAUGGUUUGCUUUUCCAUCAUCGAGUGUGGGCCACUGGGCACCUCUGGGGGUGGGGAUGGCAUAACCAGAACACGCAGAGAAGCAUCCAAAUUACUGGCUGGAGUUUUCACAUGGGGCAUCUACCUGGGAGCCAAGGAUCUCAGCAGGAUUCACGUCCAUGUCCAUACUCCUAGUGUAUUGGAAUAAUACCAAAUUUACCAGGUCUUGUUACAUGAAUUUAAAGAUGGAGCCCGUUCCUCCCUCCUCCUCCUCCUCCCCAGCUCACCCAUGGAACUGGAAAGCUCACACGCCGUAAGCCUGAACCACAGGACAAGAAAUCGAGUGCUGAGAGCCACAGCGGCCUAUUGUCACAGGCUUUAAGUUGACUGUUUUUGAACUUUAUUCUCCGCGCCCCCCCCCACCCCCGUUACUCAUGUAUAGUCAAACUGGGUUUAUUUUGAUUUUCCUAAAUUAUUUUCUGAUACAAUAAACUGUUAAGCGUUUAUUUAUACUUUUA
Messenger RNA from Hipposideros armiger (great roundleaf bat), 10477 nucleotides. It is a transcript of the gene AJAP1, whose product is annotated as adherens junctions associated protein 1. Gene Ontology annotation, cellular component: adherens junction; cytoplasmic side of plasma membrane; cell-cell contact zone. The transcript has 6 exons. The coding region runs from base 24 to 1229 and encodes 401 amino acids. NCBI's taxonomy places the organism in Eukaryota, Metazoa, Chordata, Mammalia, Chiroptera, Hipposideridae. The record is from RefSeq and is a predicted model, not a curated record. Gene Ontology annotation, molecular function: beta-catenin binding.